UUACCGACGCCGGAGAAGCGACCAUGCUGUGGAAACUAGUCGAGAAUGUCAAGUAUGAAGAUAUUUAUGAGGACCGACAUGACGGAGUCUCCAGCCACAGUUCCCGUCUGUCCCAGCUGGGCUCCGUGUCGCACGCGGGACCUUACUCCAGCGCGCCGCCGCUGUCUCACGCGCCCUCCUCAGACUUCCAGCCUCCGUAUUUCCCGCCGCCGUACCAGCCGCUGGCGCACUACCAGAGCCAGGACCCGUACUCCCACGUGAGCGACCCGUACUCCCUGAACUCCCUGCACCAGAGCCAGCAGGGCGCGUGGGGCGCGCGGCAGCGGCAGGACGCGGCCGGGGAGCGGAUGGAUAGCUCGGCUCUCCUGGCGCAGCCGCGGGCGUCGCUGCCUCAGCUGUCCGGGCUGGACCCACGGCGGGACUACGGGGGCGUGAGGCGGCCCGACGUGCUGCUCCACUCCGCUCACCCGGGACUGGAUCCCGUGAUGGGCGACGGGCUCCUACACGGGCUGCACGGGAUGGAGGACGUACAGACCAUUGAAGACACCAAUGGAACAAACCUACUGGAUCAGUCAGUAAUUAAGAAAGUUCCGAUGCCGCCGAAGAACGUGGGCUCUCUGAUGCACGGGAAGGACGGACUGAUCAGCGGCGUGACCGUCAACAUUAACGAGGUGUUCUGUUCGGUACCGGGCCGCCUGUCGCUGCUCAGCUCCACCUCCAAGUACAAAGUAACCGUAGGGGAGGUGCAGAGGAGACUGUCCCCGCCGGAGUGCCUCAACGCCUCCCUGCUGGGGGGCGUGCUGAGAAGAGCAAAGUCAAAAAACGGUGGCAAAUGUCUGAGGGAAAAGCUGGAGAAGAUUGGACUGAAUUUACCUGCAGGAAGACGCAAAGCUGCCAACGUUACUCUGUUAACAUCUCUCGUAGAAGGUGAAGCGGUGCACUUGGCCCGGGAUUUCGGUUACAUCUGUGAAACAGAGUUUCCCACCAAAGCCGUGAGCGAGUAUCUCAACCGGCAGCACGCCGACCCCAACGAGCUGCACACGAGGAAAAACAUGCUGCUGGCAACGAAACAGCUGUGUAAGGAGUUCACAGACCUGCUGGCCCAGGACAGGACUCCCCUGGGAAACUCGAGGCCAGCUCCCAUCCUGGAGCCCGGCAUCCAGAGCUGCCUCUCCCACUUCUCCUUCAUCACGCACGGCUUCGGCUCUCCGGCUAUCUGCGCCGCGCUCACCGCCCUGCAGAACUACCUCACCGAGGCUCUCAAAGGACUCGACAAGAUGUUUCUCAACAACCCUCCCAACACCCGGCACAGUGACGCCGCCAACAAGGCGGUUGACAAAGAUGACAAGCAGCGGAAAUGA
Molecule: messenger RNA, 1361 nt
Organism: Thalassophryne amazonica
Lineage: Eukaryota; Metazoa; Chordata; Actinopteri; Batrachoidiformes; Batrachoididae
Product: transcription factor AP-2-beta-like
Exons: 7
Coding region: 24-1361 (445 amino acids)
Biological process (GO): anatomical structure development; regulation of transcription by RNA polymerase II; regulation of cell population proliferation
Cellular component (GO): nucleus
Molecular function (GO): RNA polymerase II transcription regulatory region sequence-specific DNA binding; DNA-binding transcription factor activity, RNA polymerase II-specific
Source: RefSeq, a predicted model, not a curated record